GGGAUAAGGAAAGCAAAGGCAGGGUAUUUUAUAAUAUACAAAAAAGCGUAGGGGGAAGGAAAAACUGCUUUGGGUGCAGCAGGAGGGAUGCUGUAGUCAUCACCAGAAUAAGACUCGGACACUGUGGUCUUAGAAGUGGGCUGGCUCUGAUUGGGAAACACCCCGAUGGACAAUGUGAAUGUGGAGAGACAGAGACUGUGACACAUGUAAUGUUACACUGCAAGAGAUACUCAUCUCAAAGGAGGAAACUUUUCAGGAAUCUGGGUGCAGCUGGAGAGACUGUUUUCAGCAUGCACACACUGCUGAAUCUGGAAGACUGGAACAAUAUGAAGAAGCUUCUGCAGUAUCUGCACUCCAUUGGAGUAUACAACAGAAUAUGAUUGAGUAUUAACAGAAAUCGCAUGGAACAGUAGAGGGCAGCAAUACGCCUUGGAUGCGUCUAGUCUGCCAAAACCAAAGAAGAAGAAGAAGACAACUUCCUUGGCAACGAGAAGCUUGCUGUUCAGUACUGGUUCGAUCUGUUAUGUGUAGGAUGUUCAGCUAAAUGCUAUUGUUUUAUAGUUUUCUGACUUUGUUUUGACGCUUUUUGAACUUUUGUAUAUUCAGUAAUGGGUCCGACGUUGUAUCGAGCGACGUAAGUGAGGAGUAAUAUAACUUAAAGUCAUCAUACGUUAAGUAGCUAACCACUUAGCUUGACUUCACCCCGUCGAAUAUCAGUUAUCAUGUCUGUUUGAGAUGAAUUCCCGCCUUUGCUUUUGUUCGGUUCAGAUAGUUAUUUUAUUUUAUGGACUUAUGGCGCACGCAUCCACAGACUCUGCGUCCACCUCAGGCCCUACCUCCAGCCCCAGAAACGGGGACUCUUCCAGCUCCGGGACCCCUGCUCCCUCUGGUGGGACAGGUACACAGGAGUUUACCACUGCUACGGAAGCGGUCACUAUUCAAACCACUCAGGACUCAACUGAAUCCACUACGACCGUGUCUGAGGUUCCCACUGGGGUCAGUGGACCCCCCUCUGCACCAACCAGCACCAACCCUAGCGAGCCUGAAGUGACUUCCCAAGGUUGUCUCUGCGACUUAACACCGGAUUUCUGUGACAUUGGCUGCUGUUGUGACACGGUGGAUUGUGAUGUUGCAAACUUGAGAACCGUCUUCACUGGAUGUCCACAGAAAGCCAUAUUGGGAGCCUGCAUUGAGAAAUGGCUGAUGUUCCGGGCAAAUGUGAAUUCAUCCCUUGUCACUGUGACGGAUUCAUUGUUUUGUGUCCGGUCCAAAGAUGAUUCACCCAAAUCCCAUCCAGCUCUGCCUCAGUAUAAAGCUUUGGGGGACUCGUAUCACUUCUCCCCACCAGCACCUCUGAGCAUCAGCUACAGCAGAGAUUUCUACCGGGCUGAUGAUGUCAUCCAGACAUAUUUCAUCAACUCCUCUGUGUGGAGUUUUCUUCGUCAGCCAUCUCCACUGGCUGCUGCUGAUUUUUGUGUCAACCGCAAUCCUGCAAAGUUCCUAAGGUCUGGGUCUCUGUCUUGUACCCGAAUGUUGACUCCUCAGUCAUGCACCACAGAUCCAACUCUUAGCGCUCACUCCUACUUCUCAGACAUGAGUUUGAUCAAGGUACCGAUUUUUGAUAUGGUACAAGUGUCUGACUUACUGGUCCCAGUUACUCCAUUGUCUAACUGGCCUUUGCCAAGCAAACAAAACAACUCCUGUGUCAAUGUGGCAGAAAAGGUGGAGUUUGUCAUUGGAUACACAGGCAAAGGGGAGCUCACGUAUGCAACAGUGAACGUAGUCUUGGCUGAUGUCGAUCCAAAUCAGCCAUUGUUGCAGACGCACUCAGUGCAGUUUAAGCUGGAAGAACCCAGUCCCACUCUUGGUGCUCCAGUCCCUGCAUUUGGACUCCCUGCUGGAUCUCCAGUCAUUGGUCGCUUUAAUGAAGAAUUGAAGCCUCUGACCACGCUGGGGUUGUCACAGGGUGGGGAGUGUUCAUCUGACCCAACCAGACGAGCACCCAUCCUCUUCACACACAACUCCAUCACUGGCUGCACUUUCAGCUCUCCGGCUCGUGACUGCUCAGAGCUGCGGUCGCACAUUUACGGGAUCUUGCAGGGGCUCACUACUCCAGAUCUGAUCGCCAUGAACUCAGGAAUUGAACCAAACUGGACAAGGGUCAUCACCCAGGAGUGUCCUGUCAACUUGCAGGAAACCUGUGAGUCAGGCUGUGUCCUACCAAACUCCCUCUCUAUCCGGGUGCUGUGGGCUCGCCAGGGUCUCUUACACCUUCCCCAAAACCACAUCCUUGGGGCCAAGUACAUUUUUAAGUGUCAGAACAUCAAGUGCCCUUUGACAUCCUUUAUCGCUCUAACCACAGAGGUGACAUUUGUGGACACUACAGUUUACCCAGAACGCCCCUUGGGCUCACCCCAGCCUAACUGGAAGUUUCCAUUUGGUUUCUUCACCAGAGGCUCUGCUGAGCUGGACGGGCACCUUGUUACUAACAGCUGUGACACUGACAAGGUCACAUGGAGUUUAAUGCUGUUCACAGUGAUCUUACUAACAGGAUUAGAAUUCUUCUUCAGGUAGCUGGAGCGCUAACAGCACAGCAGGAGGCAAAGAGUUUAGUUGGAUUUCUAACAGGUUAUUUUAUUUAGUAAGACUUUUUACAGCAUUGAAAUGAAAACCCCAUUUAUUU
Molecule: messenger RNA, 2683 nt
Organism: Cheilinus undulatus (humphead wrasse)
Lineage: Eukaryota; Metazoa; Chordata; Actinopteri; Labriformes; Labridae
Product: tectonic-3-like
Exons: 14
Coding region: 736-2574 (612 amino acids)
Biological process (GO): cilium assembly; smoothened signaling pathway
Source: RefSeq, a predicted model, not a curated record